Messenger RNA from Mirounga angustirostris (Northern elephant seal), 6391 nucleotides. It is a transcript of the gene RIMS2, whose product is annotated as regulating synaptic membrane exocytosis 2. NCBI's taxonomy places the organism in Eukaryota, Metazoa, Chordata, Mammalia, Carnivora, Phocidae. The transcript is spliced from 28 exons. Gene Ontology annotation, biological process: positive regulation of synaptic transmission; calcium ion-regulated exocytosis of neurotransmitter; intracellular protein transport. Gene Ontology annotation, molecular function: transmembrane transporter binding; small GTPase binding. Gene Ontology annotation, cellular component: cytoskeleton of presynaptic active zone; presynaptic membrane. The record is from RefSeq and is a predicted model, not a curated record. The coding region runs from base 952 to 5730 and encodes 1592 amino acids.
GCGGCAGCGGCGUAGGGAGUCGGCCCUCGGCGCCGACUCCAGGGAGCCAAGGGGCGGCGGCGGCUGAGGGUCCGCCGGCAGGCGCGUGAUGAGGAAGCACCAGCGCCCGACCGUGCUACGCGUCGGAGCUCGCUCGGAUCCGGGCGUUGGCAGCCGAUGGGCCCCGGGAAUCUCCGCCGCGAGCCCUUGUCAUCCCCUCCUCGCUUUCGCUUCUCCGCUCUAGCCUGGAGCGGUCUCCGGCGGCCGUCCUCGGCCCCGCGGCCCUCUCCCGGCUGUUUCUGGAGGGGUCCUCCCUCCGCGGCGCCUGGAAGCCCAGUGACGCGUCAGUCGGCGGGACAGCUGAGCUGCUUCUCUGGGAAAUUAGCCCCUGUUUCCUUACUACCCUCUCGGCUCCCGCCCCGGCGGCCCCUCCGGCUGGCAGGACGCUGCCUCCCAGCGCCUGGAGCGAGUCCCCGGGACUCCCCCAGGGGGCUACUUCGCAGCUUACCCCUUUCCCCUCCGCGGCGGCGCGCGCCCCCGCCGGACACACUCGCGCCCCGGCCGGCGCGCCGCCCUCCCGCCCGCUCCUUCCAGUCACCCCACCCUUAGCCGUCCCCGCCACCUUACUCCACCACCCUCCCCCGCCGCUCCGCGCACACCGCGUCCCGGCCCGGCCUCCCGCUCUCUCUGCCAAACCGCUCACUUGCCAGCCCUUCGCCCCCGGGAAGAAGAAACAUUUCCCGGAGCGCACUCCUCAGCCCUCACUACCCCCGCGCUCGCCCUCUCGCCCGUCCCCCCGCCCCGGCUCUUUCUUUCUUGGGGGAGGGGGGCUGUCGCCUCGGAUUGAAGGCCAUUGAUUUGUAUGUAUUUGUCCCAGCGCCGGAGGCUGCCCCAGCCGCCCGCGCGGGUGCCGCCGCCGCCGCCAGUGGAGUUGCCUCCCUGCUUCCCUAGGGUGGUUAAGCUCCACCAAACAUGUCGGCUCCUGUCGGGCCGCGGGGCCGCCCGGCUCCCACCCCGGCGGCUUCUCAGCCGCCCCUGCAGCCCGAGAUGCCCGACCUCAGCCACCUCACGGAGGAGGAGAGGAAAAUCAUCCUGGCCGUCAUGGAUCGGCAGAAGAAAGAAGAGGAGAAGGAGCAGUCGGUGCUCAAGGUCAAAGAAGAACACAAACCACAGCCGACACAGUGGUUUCCCUUUAGUGGGAUCACUGAACUGGUAAAUAACGUUCUUCAGCCCCAGCAAAAACAACAAAAUGAAAAGGAGCCCCAGACAAAACUUCAUCAGCAGUUUGAAAUGUACAAGGAGCAGGUGAAGAAGAUGGGAGAAGAAUCACAACAGCAGCAAGAACAGAAGGGUGAUGCCCCAACCUGUGGUAUUUGCCACAAAACAAAAUUUGCUGAUGGAUGUGGCCAUAACUGUUCAUAUUGCCAAACAAAGUUCUGUGCUCGUUGUGGAGGUCGAGUGUCAUUACGUUCAAACAAGGUUAUGUGGGUAUGUAAUUUGUGCCGAAAACAACAAGAAAUCCUCACUAAAUCAGGAGCAUGGUUUUAUAAUAGUGGAUCUAAUACACCACAGCAACCUGAUCAGAAGGCUCUCCAAGGACUGCGGAAUGAGGAGGCGCCUCAGGAGAAGAAAGCAAAAGUGCAUGAGCAGGCCCAGUUCCAAGGACCCUCAGGUGACUUAUCUGUACCUGCAGUGGAGAAAAGUCGCUCUCAUGGGCUCACAAGACAGGAUUCUAUUAAAAAUGGGUCAGGAGUGAAGCACCAAAUUGCCAGUGACAUAGCUUCAGACAGGACACGAAGUCCAUCAGUAUCCAGAGAUCAGAAUAGAAGAUACGACCAAAGAGAAGAACGAGAAGAAUAUCCACAGUAUGCUACUUCAGAUAACACCAUGCCUAGAUCUCCAUCAGAUUAUGCUGAUAGGAGGUCUCAGCGUGAACCUCAGUUUUAUGAAGAGUCUGACCAUAUAAAUUACAGGGACUCCAACAGGAGAAGUCAUAGGCAUUCCAAAGAAUACAUUGUAGAUGAUGAGGAUGCGGAGAGCAGAGAUGAGUAUGAAAGGCAAAGGAGAGAGGAAGAAUACCAGGCACGCUAUCGAAGUGACCCAAAUUUGGCCCGUUAUCCAGUAAAGCCACAGCCCUAUGAAGAACAAAUGCGUAUUCAUGCGGAAGUGUCCAGAGCGAGGCAUGAGAGAAGGCAUAGUGAUGUUUCUUUGGCAAAUGCUGAGCUGGAAGAUUCUAGGAUUUCUAUGCUGAGGAUGGAACGACCAUCAAGGCAGAGAUCUAUAUCUGAACGUAGAGCUGCCAUGGAAAAUCAGCGAUCUUACUCAAUGGAAAGAACUCGAGAGGCUCAGGGACCAAGUUCUUACCCACAAAGGACCACAAACCAUAGUCCUCCCACCCCCCGGAGGAGUCCAAUACCCAUUGAUAGACCAGACAUGAGACGUACUGACCCACUGAGGAAACACCACCACUUAGAUCCUAGCUCUGCUGUGAGGAAAACAAAACGGGAAAAGAUGGAAACAAUGUUAAGGAAUGAUUCUCUCAGUUCCGAUCAGUCAGAGUCUGUGAGACCUCCACCACCAAAGCCUCAUAAAUCAAAGAAGGGAGGUAAAAUGCGCCAGGUUUCAUUGAGCAGUUCAGAGGAGGAAUUAGCUUCCACACCUGAAUACACAAGUUGUGAUGACGUUGAGAUUGAAAGUGAGAGUGUAAGUGAAAAAGGGGACAGUCAAAAGGGAAAAAGAAAAACUAGUGAGCAGGCAGUUUUGUCGGACUCUAACACCAAGUCUGAGAGACAAAAGAAAAUGAUGUACUUUGGUGGCCACUCUUUGGAAGAGGACUUGGAAUGGUCUGAGCCUCAGAUUAAGGACUCUGGGGUAGAUACCUGUAGUAGCACAACCCUUAACGAGGAGCAUAGCCAUAGUGAUAAGCACCCUGUGACGUGGCAGCCAUCUAAAGAUGGAGAUCGUUUAAUUGGUCGCAUUUUGUUAAAUAAGCGUCUAAAAGAUGGAAGUGUGCCUCGAGAUUCAGGAGCAAUGCUUGGCUUGAAGGUUGUAGGAGGAAAGAUGACUGAAUCAGGUCGGCUUUGUGCAUUUAUUACCAAAGUAAAAAAGGGAAGUUUAGCUGAUACUGUAGGGCAUCUUAGACCAGGUGAUGAAGUAUUAGAAUGGAAUGGAAGGUUAUUGCAAGGAGCCACAUUUGAGGAAGUAUAUAACAUCAUUCUGGAAUCCAAACCUGAACCACAAGUGGAGCUUCUUGUUUCAAGACCUAUUGGAGAUAUCCCUAGAAUCCCUGAUGGCACACAUGCACAACUGGAGUCCAGUUCUAGCUCUUUUGAAUCUCAAAAAAUGGAUCGCCCUUCUAUUUCCGUUACCUCUCCCAUGAGUCCUGGCAUGUUGAGGGAUGUUCCACAAUACUUAUCUGGACAACUUUCAAUAAAACUGUGGUUUGACAAGGUUGGUCAUCAAUUAAUAGUUACAAUUUUGGGAGCAAAGGAUCUCCCUUCCAGGGAAGAUGGGAGGCCAAGGAAUCCUUAUGUUAAAAUUUACUUUCUUCCAGACAGAAGUGAUAAAAACAAAAGAAGAACUAAGACAGUAAAGAAAACAUUGGAACCCAAAUGGAACCAAACAUUCAUUUAUUCCCCAGUCCACCGAAGAGAAUUUAGGGAACGAAUGCUAGAGAUUACUCUCUGGGAUCAAGCUCGAGUUCGAGAGGAAGAAAGUGAAUUCUUAGGAGAGAUUUUAAUUGAAUUAGAAACAGCAUUAUUAGAUGAUGAGCCACAUUGGUACAAACUUCAGACCCAUGAUGUUUCUUCAUUACCACUUCCCCACCCUUCUCCAUAUAUGCCGCGACGACAGCUCCAUGGAGAAAGCCCAACAAGGAGGUUGCAAAGGUCAAAAAGAAUAAGUGAUAGUGAAGUCUCUGACUAUGACUGUGAUGAUGGAAUUGGUAUAGUAUCAGAUUAUCGACACGAUGGUCGAGAUCUUCAAAGCUCAACCUUAUCAGUGCCAGAACAAGUAAUGUCAUCAAACCAUUGUUCACCAUCAGGAUCUCCUCACCGAGUAGAUGUUAUAGGAAGGACUAGAUCAUGGUCACCCAGUGUCCCUCCUCCACAAAGUCGGAAUGUGGAACAGGGGCUUCGAGGGACACGCUCUACUGCUGGACAUUAUAAUACAAUUAGCCGAAUGGAUAGACAUCGUGUCAUGGAUGACCGUUACUCUCCAGAUAGAGACAGGGAUUGUGAAGCAGCAGAUAGACAGCCAUAUCACAGAUCCAGAUCAACAGAACAACGGCCUCUCCUAGAGCGGACCACCACCCGCUCCAGAUCCACUGAGCGUCCUGAUACAAACCUCAUGAGGUCGAUGCCUUCAUUAAUGACUGGAAGAUCUGCCCCUCCUUCACCUGCCUUAUCGAGGUCUCAUCCUCGUACUGGGUCAGUCCAAACCAGCCCAUCAAGUACUCCAGUGGCAGGACGAAGGGGCCGGCAACUUCCACAACUUCCGCCAAAGGGAACAUUGGAGAGAAGUGCUAUGGAUAUAGAGGAGAGAAAUCGCCAAAUGAAAAUUAACAAAUACAAACAGGUAGCCGGAUCAGAUCCCAGACUGGAACAAGAUUACCAUUCAAAGUAUCGAUCAGGAUGGGAUCCUCGUAGAGGGGCAGAUAAUAUUUCCACUAAAUCUUCGGACAGUGAUGUAAGUGAUGUGUCUGCGGUUUCGAGGACUAGUAGUGCUUCUCGUUUCAGCAGCACGAGCUACAUGUCUGUCCAAUCAGAACGGCCAGGAGGAAACAAGAAAACCAGUGUCUUUACCUCCAAAAUGCAAAGCAGACAAAUGGGCAUCUCAGGGAAGAACCUGACCAAAAGCACCAGCAUCAGUGGAGACAUGUGCUCGCUGGACAAGACAGACGGCAGCCAGUCCGACACGGCGGUGGGGGCCCUGGGCACCAGCGGCAAAAAGCGGCGCUUUAGCAUUGGCGCCAAAAUGGUAGCUAUUGUUGGCCUCUCCCGGAAAAGCCGCAGCGCUUCCCAGCUCAGCCAAACGGAAGCAGGAGGUAAAAAGCUACGGAGCACUGUCCAGAGAAGCACGGAAACGGGCCUGGCUGUGGAAAUGAGGAACUGGAUGACUCGCCAGGCGAGCCGAGAAUCUACUGACGGCAGCAUGAACAGCUACAGCUCAGAAGGAAAUCUGAUUUUCCCUGGUGUCCGCCUGGCCUCUGAUAGCCAGUUCAGCGAUUUCCUGGAUGGCCUUGGCCCUGCCCAGCUCGUGGGGCGCCAGACUCUGGCUACACCUGCAAUGGGUGACAUUCAGGUAGGAAUGAUGGACAAAAAGGGACAGUUGGAGGUGGAAAUCAUUCGGGCUCGUGGCCUUGUCGUAAAACCAGGUUCCAAGACACUGCCAGCACCAUAUGUAAAGGUGUAUCUGUUGGAUAAUGGAGUCUGCAUAGCCAAAAAGAAAACAAAAGUGGCAAGAAAAACACUGGAACCCCUUUACCAACAGCUAUUAUCUUUCGAAGAAAGUCCCCAAGGGAAGGUUUUACAGAUCAUUGUCUGGGGAGAUUAUGGCCGCAUGGAUCACAAAUCCUUUAUGGGAGUGGCCCAGAUACUUUUAGACGAACUGGAGCUGUCCAAUAUGGUGAUUGGAUGGUUCAAACUUUUCCCCCCUUCCUCCCUAGUAGAUCCAACCUUGGCCCCUCUGACAAGAAGAGCUUCCCAAUCCUCUCUGGAAAGUUCCACCGGACCUUCUUACUCUCGUUCAUAGCUGCUGUAAAACUGUUGUCAUAGCAACCAGCGUUACAAAAAAAAAAAAAAAAAAUCCACAGGUCGCAAACCCUGGUAACACUGCAUGCUUAAUGUUGUGUCUUCUGAGCCUGUUUCUAGGGAUACAAAGCGAUCCUGUGUUCUCAGAGGAAGUUGCACACAUUGUGCCCUAAUGAUGGCCCUCAGGUGAAAGAGCAGAGUUAUGAAGAACUAUCAGGUUUGGAGUUCAAUAGCACUCGAGUUUUGGUCCAAUCUGAAGCCAUGGAUUAAUCUCAAAGAAUCAGUCAGUUUCAUGCAACAAAAGCCCUUUUCAAUGGCACCUUUCUAUUUUUAUCGUUCCUUUUUCUUCAUUUCUCUGACCCCAAAGCCCUGUUAUGCCACAGAAAGGAGCUAUACAGUCAUUAAGCCAUGUUACGAGUCAAGGAGUGAAGUCCUAGGAAGCAUCAGGUGAAAAGCAGGAGACCAAAGAAGUGGUCCGGGACAGAUGUCAGCCCUCCUCUGCACAGUGACCAGGAGCAGCCUGUCCAGUGUGAGCAGUGGCAGACUUCAGAGCUCCAGCAGGCACACCAUUCACUAAGGCCACGAUGUGUCGGACUCUGAAAAACAAAAUUCUGUGGCUACACUGUACUGAAUGAAAUUAAAGAAACUUUUUUUUGCAUGGA